CUCUGUAAAAAGUCGGUCUUUAUUUAGUUUUACUGUAUUGUUUCUGAAUUUAUCUGUGUUAUCGCUUCUGCCUAAAACUAUGGCUUCUUCGGAUGUUGCUCGGCAGCCGGAUAAAGGAGUCCGGCCCCUGUCUCUUGCAGGACAUGUGGGCUUUGACAGCCUUCCAGAUCAGCUUGUCAACAAGUCCAUCUGCCAGGGCUUCUGCUUCAAUAUUCUCUGCAUCGGUGAAACCGGUAUCGGCAAAUCUACCCUGAUGGACACUUUGUUCAAUACCAACUUUGAGAAUUUUGAGUCAUCCCACUUUGAGCCUCAGGUGAAAUUGCGGGCUCAAACCUAUGACCUACAGGAGAGUAACGUCCGACUACGCCUUACCGUGGUCAACACAGUGGGCUUUGGAGACCAAAUGAACAAACAAGAAAGCUAUCAACCAGUGGUGGACUACAUAGACAGGCAGUUUGAGAGUUAUCUACAGGAGGAGCUAAAAAUCAAGCGCUCUCUUCACAACUACCACGACUCACGAGUCCACGCCUGCCUUUACUUCAUCUCCCCCUCAGGUCAUUCACUCAAAUCCCUGGACCUCGUCACUAUGAAGAAACUAGACAGCAAG
Messenger RNA from Plectropomus leopardus (leopard coralgrouper), 607 nucleotides. Lineage: Eukaryota; Metazoa; Chordata; Actinopteri; Perciformes; Serranidae. The record is from RefSeq and is a predicted model, not a curated record.